CUCACCAAGGCGAUCAACAGAAUCAUGUCUUGGUAGAUCCAAAUUCUUGUUUGUGUCCGUUGUAUAAUGGAUGCUCUCAAGUUGCUAUCCCGAUCCACGGGCCUGAGAAACAGAAUCUCGAAUUCCACAAAACCUUCGCCUGCUGUCAACGAUGAAGGGACGACUUUGCAAGAUGCGAAGAACGCAUCCACAAAAAAGAGAAAGCGGGGAACGGAAGACUCAGUGGUCGACGAAGGUGUUGCGUCGGUAGACAUGUCAGAGGCAGAGAUCCGUCAACUUCAGAAGAGACACAACGUCAAAAUCGUGGACCUGAACAAGUUUCGAUCCAUCGCCGAUGCCGAAUCACGAAAAGCGCAAAAAGAGCACUCGAGACUAUUUCCGCAGCCAUUAGUAUCCUUCGGCCAAUUGCAAACUCGGCACAAAAUCAACUCAGCCUUCGUCCGGAACAUCUCGCAUCAAGGCUAUCGUGAACCAACAGAGGUCCAGAUCGCCACUCUACCCCUUCUCCUUCAGAAUUCGCUCUCGACCUCGGGGGAACCGGAUUUGCUGACUGUUGCGCCAACUGGAAGCGGCAAGACUUUGGCCUUUUUGAUCCCUACCAUUCAUAAGAUUUCUAGCCAACGAGCGGAAAUGGAUGCUGGGGUGAACAAGCACAUCAGUGCAAUCAUUCUUGCACCUACCAAAGAACUUGUGUCACAGAUCGUCAACGAGGGCCGGAAGCUAACCUUAAAAACCGGGAUCAGCAUCACGGCUAUGAGAAGAGGCAUGCGAUUAUUCGAAGACCAACAAACAUCAACACGACAUUCGUCUCACCAAACUGAGGACAAGGUGGAUGGGGAGAAUGAAAGCUCUUCUGAGGAAGAAACCUCAACAAAUCAGCCUCUUGUCAAAGCCGACAUAUUGGUGACGACGCCACUGAAUCUGGUCCAUGUCCUUUGUCCAUCCUGGGAACUUGAUCAAUCAAUCCCACCUCAUCCACUGCCGAACAUCGAGACACUUGUGUUCGACGAGGCCGAUGUCUUACUUGACCCCCUCUUCCGCUCUCAGACCCUUGCAAUUUGGGCUGCAUGCACCUCACCAACUCUUCGACUCAGUAUGUGGUCUGCUACCAUUGGCUCUAACAUCGAGGAAUUGGCCGUCCAGACAAUUUCGGAGAGACACAAGCGCCUCAAGAUUAAGAAGGAUCAGCGUCCACCUCUUCUCAGGACCAUCAUUGGACUCAAAGAUAUCAGCUUGCCGACAAUCUCCCACCGAUUGACCUAUACUGCGUCUGAAUCAGGAAAACUACUAGGCAUGCGCCAGUUGCUUCGACCAUCACGGUCAAAUGCGUCGAGAAACGGUGAGGACGACUCGAAGCCAGUCCGACCUCCAUUUCUCGUCUUCACUCAAACGAUCGAUCGAGCGCAAGCUCUAUACAAUGAACUUCAAUACGAUAUCCCCUCUGCCGCUGGCGGCUCUUCACGGAUAGCAGUCCUUCAUUCUGGACUUCCUGACCAUGCUCGGUCAGAAAUCAUGAAGAAGUUCAGGCUUGGGAGCGUGUGGAUUCUCAUUACAACAGAUCUUUUAGCUCGUGGGGUAGAUUUUCGAGGCGUGAAUGCAGUGAUCAACUACGACAUCCCUACCACGGUUGCGGGUUACGUGCAUCGCGCAGGGCGAACUGGACGAGCUGGACGAGAAGGCGGUGUUUGUAUCAGUUUCUACACUAAGGACGACAUCCAGUAUGUCAAAGGUAUCGCCAACGUGAUUUCAGCAAGCCAAAAGGCACGAUCAAAACUGGAGGAGGACGCUUCCACGGGUCUAAGCCAAGGGAGCUCCAAUCGGAGAGACGAUAUCAUUGACCCAUGGCUCCUGCGUGCGCUACCAAACGUGUCCAAAUCGGCUCGAAAAGACCUCAAGUUACAUGGAGUGCAAUCAAGGCGGGCUAUACGGGCGGAUGAUGAUGAGAAGACCAAGCGAUUGAAACGAAAGGCAAGGAUUGGUACCCAGAGUGGAUUUGAGAGACGAGAGAUCAAUCGAAAGCGCGGCGCAAUCGAAGGGAGUAGAAAACUCGGCAGGCAAGAUCAACAACAGAGUACUGAGGAUGAUUGGACUGGGUUCGAUUGAGUACUAGAC
Messenger RNA from Exophiala mesophila, 2112 nucleotides. RefSeq lists its product as uncharacterized. Gene Ontology annotation, cellular component: 90S preribosome. The record is from RefSeq and is a predicted model, not a curated record. Gene Ontology annotation, molecular function: nucleic acid binding; RNA helicase activity; ATP binding. Gene Ontology annotation, biological process: maturation of SSU-rRNA. The transcript has a single exon. NCBI's taxonomy places the organism in Eukaryota, Fungi, Ascomycota, Eurotiomycetes, Chaetothyriales, Herpotrichiellaceae. The coding region runs from base 67 to 2103 and encodes 678 amino acids.